Molecule: messenger RNA, 1634 nt
Organism: Chanos chanos (milkfish)
Lineage: Eukaryota; Metazoa; Chordata; Actinopteri; Gonorynchiformes; Chanidae
Gene: nfu1
Product: NFU1 iron-sulfur cluster scaffold homolog (S. cerevisiae)
Exons: 8
Coding region: 14-781 (255 amino acids)
Biological process (GO): iron-sulfur cluster assembly
Cellular component (GO): mitochondrion
Molecular function (GO): iron ion binding; iron-sulfur cluster binding
Source: RefSeq, a predicted model, not a curated record
UGUCCUCACAGGCAUGGCGACCUACAGUCGUGUGGGAAGGUUGCGGAGUCUUUAUACACUAAUAAAACAACAACAAAAUAUACGGAGUUUCCAUGGACUGUGGGUAAACAGAUCUACCCGUGGCCCCGUGGUCAGUAAAACAUGGCCACAACUACCCGCGUCGUCAACUAUGUUUGUGAGAAACAUGUUUAUACAAACCCAAGACACUCCGAACCCUAACAGUCUGAAGUUCCUGCCUGGGCGUAUAGUGCUGGACUCGGGGACUAUGGACUUUGCUGCUCCCCGCGAUGCUUACUGUUCUCCGCUGGCCAGACAGCUGUUUAGAAUAGAUGGAGUGAAGAGUGUCUUUUUAGGGCCGGAUUUUAUCACCAUCACAAAGACUAACAGCGACGUCGAGUGGAAGGUGAUCAAACCCGACGUCUUCGCUACCAUUAUGGACUUCUUCACGUCAGGACUCCCCGUUAUCAACGAGGAAGACGCUCCGCGCGCAGACACAGCCCCCUCUGAUGACGAUGACGAGGUUAUCGCUAUGAUCAAAGAGCUACUGGACACUCGCAUCAGGCCCACAGUCCAAGAGGACGGCGGCGAUGUGUUGUAUCGUGGCUUUGAAGACGGAAUCGUGAAACUCAAACUCCAAGGGUCCUGUACCAGUUGCCCCAGCUCCAUCGUCACGCUGAAGAGUGGCAUCCAGAACAUGCUUCAGUUCUACGUCCCGGAGGUUGAAGGAGUAGAGGAGGUGAAGGAUGAGGAUGGGGGGAUUGAACAGAACGCCCAGGGAUGAGUGGGGCCGGUCGACAUCUCGCCUCCUACAGACAUUCCUCUCUCCUCCUCCUUCCCUCUCUCGCGUUAACCUGUAGCCACGCCUCCUUCCCUUAGCCCUGUCGUGUAGCCGAAGGACCGAGCGUUGUAGAAGCUGUUUAACGGUGCGGCUACGAAUCAAACAGAUCGGAAUACUCUUCUUUUAAACGAUAGCUCCUACAGGCUGUAGACGGGAGACGGUCUGACUUUAAAUUACAAAAAGCAUGUCAAGUCCUUUAAACUGUCUGCAGUGUUUUCUAAUAGACUUUUUUUUAGAAAUAUAUUUCUGCCGUUAUCGUUAUCACUGGUGGAUUCUAUGUCAGAUACGCACAAUUUUGAGGAGUCACAUGGCUCAAGCAAUAGCUUAUGAAUAUCGGUAAUGACCCCAAAAUUCACACAAGACAAGUUGAAAUGUAAAUAUGGCAAAUACAACGAAUUAUUAUUUAUAUACCAUAACGGUUUAUUGAAAAUACCUGGGAUUUUUUCGACGGAAAGAGUUAUUCUGUGUGUAACACCAAACGUUACAAACAGUGGUGAAGAUACUGUAUCUGAGGAUUGUCUUCAGCAAUACUAAAGUAAAAAAAACAAAAAAACUUAACCUCUGUUUUGAGUUCUCCACUAGAUGUCGGCUUUGCACUGGUUCCUGUUUGCCUGCAGCACAGCGAGUUUCAUUUGUUUGGACAGAUAUCAGUAUUAUGCGCUUCAGCUAAUUGUAAUAUUUGUUUCCAAUAAGCUGGAACUAUCCCUCGUAAGAGCGCACAAAUUUCGACAGUCUAGUCCAGGGCCACAAAUGAAUGUAAUAUUAAGGAGUUGAUGUGACGGUGCAAUAAAUAAAC